Molecule: messenger RNA, 787 nt
Organism: Aspergillus novofumigatus IBT 16806
Lineage: Eukaryota; Fungi; Ascomycota; Eurotiomycetes; Eurotiales; Aspergillaceae
Product: RPEL repeat-containing protein
Exons: 3
Coding region: 165-602 (145 amino acids)
Source: RefSeq, a predicted model, not a curated record
CUGGUUAUUAGCCUAGUCUCUGCUCUUAUCCCAUUGCAACUGUUCUCUCGGAUUCGUAACUGCGUUGUCGUGGAAGUAGUCAGUCGAGUCUCCGCAAGUAUAUACCUCAGUCCUCCCGUAUCACCACUUAUCACCACCCCGCUAUCGGUAUCGCUAUCACUACCAUGGACAAUAUCAUCAUCCCCAACGCUGAAAUCGACGAGAGUCCCCUCUCAGCCUCGUCCAUGGAACGUCGCAAUUCUCUCGAGAAACACCUCCAGAGUCGUCCCGACCCCCAGGAUCUGAAAGAAAGACAUAUCCUGCUCGACACUACCGUGGCGCCAUCCCUCCAGGCUGCCAAAGCAGAACUCGCGCGCCAGCGUACAACAGACAGCCUGAAGAAACACCUCGAGCAUCGUCCUGAUCGGGAUGAGCUCGUUGAACGUAACAUCCUCCCGCAUAUCAACGCCGCGCCUGCGCUGCAGGCCAACGCAAAGGAACUCGAGAAGCAUAUGCUUGCGGAUAACCUGGACCAGAAGCUGCAGCGUAGGCCACAGCCCGAGGAGCUUAUCUCGCAGGGUAUCUUGACGGAAGAUGAGGAUCCGAGGAGCCCGGCUGUGUAGUGCUGCUGACGGAUUACAUCUAUAUUGAUGUGGAAUUGGGAUGGGCAAUUGGGCGUUUUUGAUGGGUAUAUGCUUUGAAUAUGGGGGGAACGGCAAUAGCCUCCGUACAUGCUUAUGCUUAUUUUACUUGAUGAUGCACACGCUUUUAUGAGAUUGAGAAUGUCAUGACUGUUGGUAGUACCCUA